Messenger RNA from Dentiscutata erythropus, 862 nucleotides. Lineage: Eukaryota; Fungi; Glomeromycota; Glomeromycetes; Diversisporales; Gigasporaceae. The record is from the annotation of a GenBank genome assembly.
CCCUCCUUUGCUACUCCCGUUCCUGAAACACCAAUUCAUUCCCAAAAUAUGCCCGUUGAAGAUUCAUCUGUGGCAAAUUCAAAUCCAACUGCUGAUGUUAAAAAGAUUGUUUUGUUAAAACGAAAUCCAAACAAUGCUACCGAUAAUAAUAGUACACAAUCCGGUGCUGGAUCUAGUACUCUCAUUUCAUCCAUCGAUUUGAUGCAAACCCCAAGCAGAUCUGGUUCUUCAUCACCAAAUCUUGAAGUUGAAUUGACGCCUGAGCAAACUGCACAUCUCGGAGAAAUAGAUUUCAACACAGGUCUUGAUGGUUUCUUGCUGGCAGCACUAAAGAAUCCUAAAGAUAGAUUAUUUCUCUUAAAACUAGAUAGAGAAAUGGAACGGUUUAUUAACGAAAAAAAUCAUACGAGAUUAGAAUUUCCGCCUAUGAAUUCCUAUCAACGACUAAUCGUCCAUCGUGUUGCACAAUAUUUUAAAUUAUCACACGUUGUUGACAGCAGUGGAAAGGCUGUCGUCCUUUACAAAUCAUCCGAAACACAAAUACCAAUCCUUCGAUUUUCGGAUCUUCUUGAGCAAGAGGAGGAAAAGCCGGAGAAAUCCGUAAAGAUCAUGAGACGACAACAGAUAAACGCUCAAUCACAACUUCGAUCUACUGGUGAUUCGGAUAGUAAUUCCGAAGGGGAACGUAAAAUAUUAACAAUUGAAGAACGGGAAGCUGCAUACCAAAAAGCAAGAGCAAGAAUAUUUAAAGAUUUGGAACAAAAGAACGAGGAGAAUGAACAAGAUGAAACUGAAGAAUCUAUUUCUUCAAGCCCAAGCACUAAAAAUUCUAAUACUUCAAACAACAAUGAUCAACAAAACA